AUGACGACGGUGCCUGUCAGCGAAGUCAAGAGCACGCAUGAUCGCUCAGCCAGAACCGCGGCGCAUUCCCAUAUCAAAGGACUUGGCUUAUCAAGCGAUGGACGCGCAACUCCCGCAGCUGGUGGCUUCGUCGGCCAAGCUGCAGCACGAGAGGCGUGUGGUUUAGUCGUCGACCUUGUCAAGGCGAAGAAGAUGUCCGGCAGAGCUGUACUACUCGCAGGUGGUCCUGGAACUGGAAAGACGGCAUUGGCAUUGGCUGUGAGCCAGGAGUUGGGUACCAAGGUGCCGUUCUGCCCCAUCGUUGGCAGCGAGAUCUACUCUGCCGAGGUGAAGAAGACCGAGGCGCUCAUGGAGAACUUCAGGAGAGCAAUAGGUCUUCGCGUCAAGGAAACCAAGGAGGUCUAUGAGGGUGAAGUGACGGAGCUUACGCCUGAGGAAGCUGAAAACCCGCUUGGAGGCUAUGGCCGCACCAUCUCGCAUCUCCUCAUUAACCUUAAGUCGGCCAAGGGCACGAAGAAGCUGCGACUCGACCCAUCCAUAUACGAGGCUAUACAGAAGGAGCGCGUCCGUCUAGGCGAUGUUAUCUACAUCGAAGCCAACACGGGUGCCGUAAAGCGUGUCGGACGAUCAGAUGCCUACGCGACCGAGUUCGAUCUUGAGGCAGAGGAGUAUGUUCCUAUACCAAAGGGUGAUGUUCACAAGAAGAAGGAGAUUGUUCAAGACGUCACUCUGCACGACUUAGACGUCGCCAACGCGCGGCCGCAAGGUGGACAGGACAUCAUGAGCAUGAUGGGACAGCUGAUGAAACCCAAGAAGACCGAGAUCACAGAGAAGCUGCGACUAGAGAUCAACAAGGUCGUUAAUAGGUACAUUGACCAAGGUAUCGCGGACCUGGUACCUGGUGUCCUCUUCAUCGAUGAGGUUCACAUGCUCGACCUCGAGGCUUUCACAUUCCUGAACCGUGCCCUUGAAUCUCCCCUAUCACCUCUUGUUAUCCUCGCGUCGAAUCGCGGCAACACACAUAUUCGUGGUGGGGAGAACCUGCCUCCUUCGGCGCACGGCAUCCCGACCGAUCUCCUCGCACGUCUCCUUAUUAUUCCAACACACCCAUACGGACCUGCGGAAAUCAAGUCGAUCAUCUCCACCCGGGUUACGACCGAGAAACUCAACAUCUCGGGUCCAGCUAAGGAGAAGGUCAGCGCGCUUGGCGAGAAGAUUAGCUUGCGAUAUGCGCUGCAACUCCUAGCUCCAGCGAGUGUACUAGCAGAGGUCAAUGGAAGGGAGAACAAGCAAAUCGAGGUUGACGAUGUGGAAGAAUGUCAAAACUUGUUCUUGGACGCAGGAAGGACACCCUUUGGCUCGGGCCCAGCACCACCCCGCCUACCCAAGGAAGAGCAAGAACUCUUUGAGAAGCUGCAAAAGCAAAGCACUGGCGCCUUCAGCACACCCAAAGACAUUGAAACACCAACCUCCAAACCAAACAUCCGCAUGCAAAUCAACCAGUCUCCAGAUUCGUCAUCUCCAACACCCGCCUCCCCCGCCUCCAGGUCAAGACCACAAAUAAAUCAGUCACUCGACUCAGCUCCCGAAGUACGAUUUGAGAAUGGCAAGGAAAUCAAGAAGGGAGAGGAGUUUCAUCCUAAUAUGAGGAGAGGGGCACCGCCGGAGUUUGAGGGUGAUGUCAAUCCCAAGACGGGAGAGGUGGGCGGACCGAAGAAUGAACCUCUUAGGUGGGGAAGCACUGGAAAGACGGGUGAUUGGAGCUACAAUGGUAGGGUUACUGACUUCUGA
Molecule: messenger RNA, 1791 nt
Organism: Alternaria burnsii
Lineage: Eukaryota; Fungi; Ascomycota; Dothideomycetes; Pleosporales; Pleosporaceae
Product: ruvb-like dna helicase
Exons: 5
Coding region: 1-1791 (596 amino acids)
Biological process (GO): regulation of transcription by RNA polymerase II; chromatin remodeling; box C/D snoRNP assembly
Cellular component (GO): Swr1 complex; NuA4 histone acetyltransferase complex; Ino80 complex
Molecular function (GO): ATP hydrolysis activity; ATP binding; DNA helicase activity
Source: RefSeq, a predicted model, not a curated record